Carya illinoinensis is the source of this 3625-nucleotide messenger RNA. Its product is annotated as potassium channel AKT2/3. Gene Ontology annotation, cellular component: membrane. The coding region runs from base 1285 to 3555 and encodes 756 amino acids. Gene Ontology annotation, molecular function: voltage-gated potassium channel activity; protein binding. The transcript is spliced from 14 exons. The record is from RefSeq and is a predicted model, not a curated record. Lineage: Eukaryota; Viridiplantae; Streptophyta; Magnoliopsida; Fagales; Juglandaceae. Gene Ontology annotation, biological process: potassium ion transport; transmembrane transport.
CUGAAGUUCAGUUUUUCUUGUUUCGGUCGUCCGAGGUCCAAUUUUAUUUGAACAUAUCUCCAUCUACCUACGAAGAUUGUCCAAUCACAAAACCCCGCGUCACAUUUUUACGUCACGUUUACAUUAAGACCCUACACUGUUCAGGAGAAGACAAUAGUGCCGUUAAAGCAGUGUUGCCCGCACUCUCCCAAGUCGUUUGAGUCUCUCUCUUUCGUAGCGCCCGCGCCUCAAUGUUGAAUUCGUUGCUCGUGUUGUCAAUGGUGGAUUUGCUUUAACAUUUAUAGUGUUGAAAGAUCCGAACCCGGUUCGACUCCAUUGGCGUCCUUUUAAAAAUGGGGACCCGUUCGAGAUCAGCGUUGUAGGUUCUGAUUGUCCUGGUUGGUCUUCUGGAGCUCUGGCGGGAUUGGUUCGGUUUUUGCCGACAGUCGAAGACCCAAGAACGUGCAGGUCGCGGUUCGGGUCAAAUGAUCCGGUACCCCACUGCUUUUAGAAGCUGUGAACCAUUUAUCUAGGGAAUGGAAAGAACUUUUUAAGGACUUUAUUGACGUGUGGCUUCAUACCGAGGGUGGCCCUGAUCUUAUACAGAUAAAGAGUGCCUGAAGGAAAUCUUGGAACAUGGAAACUCUCUUUUAAGUGAACCAUUGGCAUCGUUGUUUGAAUUCUCACUUAUGCUGCGGUCAGCAUCCCCAAGAUUGGUGCUUUAUCGACAACUAGCAGAGGAGUCUCUUUUUCCUUUCCUCUGGCUGAUGAGGGUGUAUUAAACAAUGUCAAGGGGGAAACUUUAGAAACAAAUGCAAAAAUGCAGAUUAAAAAAUAAGACCCCUUGCCUGUUGGUGGAAACCCAGAUGGUGCUGGUGCAAAAUGUUGUUGAGUGAAUACUGGUGAAUCACUGUUCUUUGAUGUUGAGGAAUUGCUAUUGUGGCUUCGCAAUCCUAGUCAACUUCUUCCUUACUUUUAUUUCCCAUUGCUUGGCUGCCAGCGCUGGAGACUCAUUUCAGCAGCCAGAACUAUUUGACUUUGAUUGUAUUCACUUUGAUUCAAGUGCGGGAAGCCCAGUGUCCAUCCUUAAUGGAGCUCUUGGAACUGAUUGCUUUAAGAAGUUUCAUGUCGCAUUAGUUGAAGCUGCCAAAGAGGGAAAAGUUAUGUUGUGAGACCUGUUUUACCUUCUGGCUGUGAAGCAAAAAGUGACCAUUGCAGUGCAGUUGGCACAAGAGAUUCUUUGAAGAACAUGGAAUAUAAGGCCACAGAUGACAGUGUAAUAAAGAAAGGAGCUGGGAGACAUUUAUGGUGCUUCUGGUUGCUUACUCUGCAUGGGUUUAUCCCUUUGAGGUUGCAUUUUUCAAAUCCUCUCCCAAGAAAGAGCUAUGGAUAGCAGACAACAUUGUCGAUGUGUUUUUUGGGGUUGAUAUCAUCUUGACAUUUUUCGUCGCAUAUAUUGAUCCAAGAACUCAGCUUCUAGUUCGUGACUCGAGAAAGAUUGCUGUGAGGUACCUGUCAACAUGGUUCCUGAUGGAUUUGGCAUCAACAGUCCCAUUUAAGACGCUAGGAUACCUGUUCACAGGCAAACGACACAUGGGUCUCUCUUACUCCCUCUUAGGGGUGCUCAGAUUUUGGAGAAUCAGACGGGUGAAGCAGCUCUUCACCAGUGUAUGCAGGCUUGAGAAGGACAUCAGGUUCAGUUAUUUCGGGGUCCGAUGUGCAAGGCUACUAUCUGUGACACUAUUUGCGGUGCAUUGUGCUGGUUGCCUCUACUACUUGCUAGCUGACCGGUACCCUCACCAGGGAAGGACAUGGCUUGGAGCUUCAAACCCGAAUUUUAGAGAAACAGGCCUUUCCGUACGCUAUAUUUCGGCCAUGUAUUGGUCCAUUACUACCAUGACCACUGUUGGCUAUGGAGAUCUCCAUGCAGUGAACACCGCCGAAAUGAUCUUCAUAAUCUUUUUCAUGCUUUUCAACCUUGGCCUAACUGCUUACAUUAUUGGUAACAUGACAAAUUUAGUCGUUGAAGGAACUCGUCGUACUAUGGAAUUUCGAAAUAGCAUUGAAGCAGCAUCAAAUUUUGUACGCAGAAAUCGGUUGCCUCUAAGGUUGAGGGAACAGAUAUUGGCUUAUAUGUGCUUGAGGUUUAAGGCUGAGAGCCUGAACCAGCAACAGCUGAUUGAACAGCUACCAAAAUCUAUUUAUACAAGUAUCUGCCAGCAUUUAUUUUUGCCUACUGUGGAGAAUGUUUAUCUUUUCAAGGGAAUUUCAAAGGAAACGCUGUUGAUCUUGGUCGCCAAGAUGAAGGCCGAGUACAUACCACCUAGAGAGGAUGUUGUAAUGCAGAAUGAAGCACCGGAAGAUGUUUACAUCAUUGUAUCGGGUCAAGUUGAGAUAAUUGAUUGUGAGAUGGAGAAAGAACGAGUUGUGGGCACUUUGCAAUGUGGAGACAUGUUUGGAGAAGUUGGUGCACUUUGUUGUAGACCUCAAAGCCUCAACUAUCGAACCAAAACGCUUUCACAGCUCUUGAGACUCAGAACCACCGCUAUGAUAGAAGCAAUGCAGACCAAACAAGAAGACUAUGAGAAAAUGCUUAAAAACUUCCUACAGCAUCACAAAAAGCUAAAGGAUCUCAAUUAUAUUGAUGAUUUGCUGGUAGACAAUGAGAAAGAAGGGGAUGACCCAAGCAUGGCUUUCAACUUGCUGACCGUUGCUAGUACAGGCAAUGCUGCCUUUCUGGAUGAGCUUCUCAAAGCGAGGUUGGAUCCUAAUAUUGGAGAUUCUAAAGGAAGAACCCCAUUGCAUAUAGCAGCAUCAAAAGGACAUGAAGAGUGUAUACUGGUACUCCUUAAGCACGCGUGUAACGUACACUUACGAGACAUAAAUGGGAACACAGCAUUAUGGGACGCUAUAGCAUCAAAGCACCAUUCCAUAUUCCGGAUCCUCUAUCACUGUGCUGCCGUUUCUGAUCCCCAUAUUGCUGGCGAUCUUUUAUGCACUGCUGCAAAAAGAGAUGAUCUGACUGUGAUGGAGGAACUGUUGAAACAAGGACGAAAUCUUCACUCAAAGGAUCGCCACUGGACCACAGCAAUCGAGAUUGCCAUGGCCAAAAGCAAUGUGGACAUGGUAAAUCUUCUUUUAAUGAACGGUGCAGGUGUGACAAAUGCCAAAACUCAUGAAUUUCCUCCGGAUACUUUGAAAGAAAUGCUGCAAAAGCGAGAGAAUGAACACCGUAUUAGAGUACCCGAAAUCUCAAUAAAUGAAGUGCUUUUGGGGAGACAAGAAGGGCUGAAGGGCUGCAGUUGGAGAGACUCCACAAAACCAACUGGUCCAAGGGUGAGCAUUUACAGAGGCAAUCCACUUGUGAGAAGAGAGACCUGCUGCAUGGAAACUGGGAGGCUAAUUAGGUUGCCAGAUUCACUAAAGGAGCUCAAGUGUAUUGCAGGUCAGAAGUUUGGGUUUGAUGCAAGAAACGCCAUUGUAACAGGUGAAGAAGGAGCAGAAAUCGAUUCCAUUGAUGUAAUUAGAGAUAAUGAUAAACUUUUCAUAGUUGAAGAUACAAAUUCCGUUAUGUAAUUAAGCAAAUGCUACAUAUAUUUAUGUGGAAUCAACAAAUGGUUAUCAUCAUAGUGUUUCCCAUCCUUCA